AUGCGUGUAUCUACUAUCGUGACCCCGAACCCUGCUGGACUCCUGACACUCCUGACACCCUACUCCUCCAGCCCCUGCUCUUGCCCAAACCGAUCCGUCCGAACCCCGCUGGGUCGCUCCGCUCCAACUGUCGCUGAGAUUUUGGAAUUAGCUGCUAAGAAGCUUCUCAACUCGAACGACUUUGAACCAUCGGAUACGAAUCAGGCUCUCGCUGUCCUGUCUCAGCGAUUCGGUCUCGACAUCUGCUUUGGUUACCCCGAUGCCGUUUCUUAUGUUGAAAAAGGAGUGGCUAGCCACCUGCGGAUAUGCUUCUCGACGACCCAAGAUAGGUCAUGGACCUUCACCGGUUAUCCAUCAGAACCCCUUCUGUCUUGCGUUGCAGCGAUUAUACUCCAUUCUGGGACGUCAUCCGUUACCAGGCUAGGGAGCACUUUGUGGGCCUUGAACGAAAAGGUUAAUGAGGGGAUGGUCAAGAUAGGACAGAGGGGAGAGUUGGUCAGCAGACUUGUGCUGCUUCUUGCGAAAGACAUGUACGUUCGCGGCCAUCUCUCCGAAGGCACAAUACGGGUUGUACAUCACUUCGGAAGUCGGGAUGCGGAAUUGAUCGACUGCCAGAAGGUCUCCGUCGUCGAUUUCCUGCAAUACCUUUUUGGCGAGAUGUUCUGGUUGUUGGCGGGUGAGGAGGCCAAGACAGCUUUUCAGCAUGCCUACAUCAAUUUCUCGCAUUGGGUGUCCAUGACAGAGUUGAUCUCCCCCGGCCCGGGACCGGGGGAUUCCAAGCAACCUACGCUCGAAAUUGCCGAAGAGUGGACUCUGCGACACUGGGUUCGCACAAGUGCGGUACUAUGCUGCGAUCUGCAGCCGCUCGUCGACAAGAUGAUUCCUAUAUAUUUUGAUGAUCCCACCCUCGGCUCCGACGAUCUCAAACGCGUAUCUCAAAUUUUCAUUUCGGACAAAGCGGGGAAGAAUCCUAUUGCGCGAGAGCUGGGGGCCAACACACGCAAGCAUGAUACGAUCAGAUGCUCAUCCACUCUGCCAUAUAUCACUAUCCGUCUGGACUUCAAUGUGGAGCCACAGCUCAACGUCACAUUUCCAGAGAGAGACCCAAACGAUGCCGAAACGGACCGAUCUUUACGGAUCAACGCUUCUGGACUGAAAGAGACCACAUUUCCAUUCUUAUGUGAAUCCGACAUUACGAUAUUUCUACGAAGGCUUAUCUCUCGGGAGGAGGAAGCACCAACGCAGAUGAAUCUCGACGCCCUCGUCAAAUUCGGGAGUACUGCCAAGUUGCAAAACCUGCAGUGGGAAACACAAGACUGA
Suillus clintonianus is the source of this 1320-nucleotide messenger RNA. RefSeq lists its product as uncharacterized. Bases 1 to 1320 code for a protein of 439 amino acids. The record is from RefSeq and is a predicted model, not a curated record. Lineage: Eukaryota; Fungi; Basidiomycota; Agaricomycetes; Boletales; Suillaceae. The transcript is spliced from 2 exons.